Molecule: messenger RNA, 1215 nt
Organism: Rotaria socialis
Lineage: Eukaryota; Metazoa; Rotifera; Eurotatoria; Philodinida; Philodinidae
Source: the annotation of a GenBank genome assembly
AUGUGUAUAAUAUUAAUUUUCUAUUAUGUAUUACUUCAAACGGGUCAUGAUGAACUAAAUACAUCGUUUACAAGAUUCUAUCAAACUCUUAAUAAAACUCAAAUAUUGAAAAUCUUUAUUGCAAAUUUUACUUCUACAGCUACCAAUGGUAAAUAUACUGCUACAAAAUAUCCCAUUUAUAACAAUACUACGAUUACCACUGGUUUUUCAACGACUCUUGAUCCAGCUUUUUUACUUGUUGAAAGGCCUCCACUUCCUUCAAGUAUUAAAAAUAAAACUAUCAGCAGUUCUUUAGCUGUUUUUGUCUUUCAUACAAAACAUCAUGUGCUUGCCAACCUUCAACUAUAUCUCAUCCGACUACUUGCUACAGAUUUAGUCGCAUUGUAUUUGUUUACAGAUGGAAAAGCAUCAAAAGAUAUGCAUAAAGUAGCUAAAGAACACGAUGCUGAAAUUUUUAGCUUUCUACCAGAACAACGUUCAGCAACGGCUGCGCCUUCAGAUAAAAAUGCCAAGAUUGUUAAUUGGGCUGUAUCGACAAAAGCCAAACGUCAUCUUAGCGAAGGUACUGCGAUUCUAUUGCUCGAUGGUGAUGUUUUUCCAUUGAGUCCAUUUGAUUCUCAAACAUUAUUAAACUCUCGAGAUUUAAUGUGCCGAAAACAUCCAGCACUAUUUUCACGAUUUUGUUGGAUUGGAUUUAUUUGUUUAGGCCCACAAUUGUUUAGUACUAUUGAUGAGUUUGAUGUAUCGGCGACUCGUCGUCAAGGUAAAGGUUUUGAUUCUGGUGGUAAAACAAUUGAUUAUUUAUUGAAAUAUGAGAACAUAUCAUUUUCAUGGAUGAAAGAAACAAUUUUACUUAAUACCGACAAAGAUUUAUUUUGGGGCGCGAUUAAUGAAGAUAUUCGAUGGAUUGGAAGUCAUUUCGACCGAUGUGAUAAAUGUGGACCUGAAGUAUUCUUUUCACCAUUCGAUAGUAGUAACGCUGUUUUCUAUCAUAUGAUUAGUGCAACUUCAGAAUGGAGAUUCGGACAUCAAAGUUCGCGAAGAAAAUCAAUCAACAAAGCUGUAAUGGGUUCUCCUUAUGGACCUGAUCAAAUAUUUAUAACAGCUGAUGUAAUGGCAUCAGUGAAUAAAGUUCGUAAAAUGGAAACAAUACCUUUCAGUGGUAAUUUGACGCGCCGAAGAGUAUGUGCAGAGAUCAAUGAUAUUUUUGAAUAG